Messenger RNA from Athalia rosae (coleseed sawfly), 1340 nucleotides. Its product is annotated as growth/differentiation factor 5-like. Gene Ontology annotation, molecular function: growth factor activity; cytokine activity. Gene Ontology annotation, biological process: BMP signaling pathway; SMAD protein signal transduction. The transcript has a single exon. Gene Ontology annotation, cellular component: extracellular region. Bases 204 to 1322 code for a protein of 372 amino acids. NCBI's taxonomy places the organism in Eukaryota, Metazoa, Arthropoda, Insecta, Hymenoptera, Athaliidae. The record is from RefSeq and is a predicted model, not a curated record.
UCUCCUCAUCGGGGUUCCGAGAGUUCAGUUGAAAAUCGAAAGGCCGCAGGCAACGUGCUGCGCUUGUUGUUCGUAGGGAAAAACAAAUUUCUCUAUCGACCGGAGAGAAGCUCUCCGUUCCCGAGAAUUUUCCAAACGGUAACUCCGCGUCGGUCGUCCCGAAAAUUGAUUGAAAAAAAAAAUUCGCCGCGCAUCCGAGGGAGAUGUGGACGUCGGCACAAUAUUGGCCGAUGUUCGCCCUCCUGUUAUUCGGAACGUGUUACCUAUGGAGAAAUACCGCACCGUUUUCGUGGUCGUCCACCGCCGUUUUGGCGAGAGCGUCAUUCGAGGUCGGUUUGUCCCUGCACACCGGGUCUUCGUUGAAAAUUUCCCAGCGAUUCGUCAACAGAACCAUCCGCGCUAAACACGGAAUGAAGAACGUCGUGAAAUCGCCGAAUCGAAAACCGAUUUCCAAAUACAUGCUAAGACUCUAUCACCAUCGUCCCGACGCCGACAUUGUACGCGCCCUUCAACCGGUUCACGUAUCGCGCCCACUUUCGAACUACGCUGGAAGAAUCCUCGAAUUUUCCAUACCGAUAACGCGACCCGGAGAAAUUUUCGAGACGGCUGAGCUCCUCGGAGCCGCAGGGAUGAUCCUCCGGGUUCAUCCGGUCGACGUUUCCCACCCCGUGAAAAACGAAGUCCAGAGACCGAGACGGGACGACGCCUGGCGAGGCUUCAACGUGACGGGUGCGGUUUUGGGUCGGAUCGGCGACGUCGUGCGUCUGAGGGUACGGGGUCGAAUCGAAGGUCGUCACAGGGGCGAGGGGCCGAUCCUGCUGCUCAGCUACAGCAAGCCUAAAAAACGAAAAACGCGGUCAAUCGUCGAGGAAGAACAGGGGGAAGUUACCGGCCAGUGGAAAAACGACGGCGGUCGACGACGCCGUCGAAAUGCUUGUAGAAAACGGUCGCUCUACGUUGACUUUUCAACGAUAUCGUACGACGAGUGGGUCGUGGCGCCGAAGGGCUACGACGCCUUUCAGUGCGUUGGAAAAUGUUUUUAUCCAUUGAGCGAUCAUCUGAGUCCGACGAAACACGCCAUCGUCCAGACUCUUGUUUACACCGCUCUUCAGGCUGCCGAAGAUGCGAAUCCCAACGUGAACGUUAAUAACGGGAACGGGGGAAACCCGAAUGUUAAUUCGAACAGCAAACCUGUAGGCAGGGCCUGUUGCGUACCCACGAGAUUGAGUGCGACCAGUCUCCUUUACAUGGACGCGACUGGGACCCUCACCUACCAGUACGGAUACGAGGACAUGGUGGUCGAAGAAUGUGGCUGCAGAUAGGGGGAUGAUUUUGUGCAG